AUGAGUCUUCUUUUGUCCAGUAGGGAGAAUAUGUUCUUCCUCAACUAUCGAGAGUUUGAAGAGAGACCUGGUGAGCCUCCACUGAUAAAAGGUUGGCUUCCUUAUCUUGGGAGAUCCCUGGAAUUAAGAAAAGAUCCCACAGGUUUCUUAAAGUCUCUUCAGAUGCAAUAUGGUGACACUUUCACUCUUCUCCUUGGAGGAAAGUACAUAACAUUUAUGUCAGACCCUUCAUACUUCUCCUCAGUGAUGAAGAACCACAAAAAAUUGAGCUUUCAAGUGUUUAGUAAUAGGCUGCUAAUGAAAAUGUUUUCCAUCAAAAAGUUGGCAAGCAAUGAGGAUCUGAAGAAUGACAUUCAUCUCUGCUAUCAAUAUUUACAAGGAAAAUAUAUGGACUCACUUAUGGAAAACACCCUAAAGAGUCUAAAACAAGUUUUUGAACCACAACUAUUAAAAACAACAAAUUGGGACACGUCUCAUAUUUACUCUUUCUGCACCUCACUAAUAGUGGAGACCUCAUUUUCAUCCAUAUAUGGAAGAUAUACUGCUGGUGAUAGGAAAAAAUUUAUUGCUCAGCUAGAAAAUGACAUUUUAAAAUUUGAUGAAAAGUUCCCAGUUUUUGUAUCAGACAUACCCAUUGUUCUUCUACGAAGUGUCAAGUCUAUGCAAAAGAAACUUAUAGAACGGUUUAGACCAGAAAACUUAACUAAGUUACAAGGGUGGUCAGAAGUUGUUCAAAUGAGGCAUAACGUCUUAGAAAAAUACUAUGAGCCUGAGGACUUUGAAAUGGGAGCACAUCAUUUUGGCUUUUUCUGGGCCUCUGUGACAAACACUCUUCCAACAAUGUUCUGGGCGAUGUAUUAUCUUCUACGGCACCCAGAAGCUAUGGCAGUGCUGCAUGACGAAAUUGACCAUUUGCUGCAGUCAACAGGUCAAAAGAAAGGGUCUGAAUUUUCCAUCCACCUCACCAGAGAACAAUUGGACAGCCUGGUCUACCUAGAAAGCACCAUUAUGGAGGUUCUACGACUAUGUUCAUUUUCAAGCAUCAUGCGUUAUGUUCUUGAAGAUAUGACUAUACACUCAGAGACCGGAGACUACCGCCUACGAAAGGGAGACAUGCUAGCCGUCUUUCCUCCAACCUUACAUAAUGACCCUGAAAUCUUUGAAGCUCCAAAGGAAUUUAGAUUUGAUCGUUUCGUAGAAGAUGGUAAGAUUAAAACCACCUUUUACAAAAGAGGGGAAAAGAUUAAGCAUUAUCUAUUACCUUUUGGAUUUGGAGCCAGCAAAUGUCCAGGACGAUUUUUUGCAAUCAUGGAAAUAAAAUUAAUACUGAUUGUACUUUUAACUUAUUUUGAUUUAGAAAUAAUUGAUGAUAAACCUGUAGGACUGAACUAUGAUCGCUCUUUUCUUGGUAUUCAGCAUCCAGAUUCUGAUGUUUUAUUUAGAUACAAAGUGAAAUCAUAA
Condylura cristata (star-nosed mole) is the source of this 1461-nucleotide messenger RNA. Its product is annotated as 25-hydroxycholesterol 7-alpha-hydroxylase. The transcript is spliced from 6 exons. Gene Ontology annotation, molecular function: iron ion binding; oxidoreductase activity, acting on paired donors, with incorporation or reduction of molecular oxygen; steroid hydroxylase activity. Gene Ontology annotation, biological process: cholesterol homeostasis; bile acid biosynthetic process. The record is from RefSeq and is a predicted model, not a curated record. NCBI's taxonomy places the organism in Eukaryota, Metazoa, Chordata, Mammalia, Eulipotyphla, Talpidae. The coding region runs from base 1 to 1461 and encodes 486 amino acids.